Aureobasidium musti is the source of this 927-nucleotide messenger RNA. NCBI's taxonomy places the organism in Eukaryota, Fungi, Ascomycota, Dothideomycetes, Dothideales, Saccotheciaceae. The record is from the annotation of a GenBank genome assembly.
AUGACUGGGAUCAGAAAGGUCAUCUUCUACGCUCUCGCAGUCCUUUCUGCCGUAGAUGCUUCCCAGACUUGCUACGCGUUGAAUGGUGACGCUGUUAGCUAUGAUUACGUUCCCUGUAAUCAGUUCAGUGGUGCGACUUCGUACUGCUGUGGAGCGAAUCGUUCGCUCGACAAUCUAUCAUUUACACCCGACAAGUGCUUGACUGACGGCCUGUGCUUGGCCGUGGCCCAAGUCAAUGGCAGAGAGAAAUGGACCUAUUUUCGCGAGUCUUGUAGUUCACCAGACUGGCCUACCGCCAACUGCCUGAGGGACGUCUGCACCUCGCCAAACGAGAAUGACGCCAAUGGAAAUGCUUUUAUGACGCCCUGCGACAAUAUCACUUACUCAAAUACGUGGUGCUGCGGGGACAACAAUACUGCUUGUUGCGGAACGGACAGCGCCAUCACUCUUGCUGUGACUCUCGGUGCCACCGCAACCUUGAGUUCAACGAGCAGCAGCCCGACCACUGCGACCUUAAGUUCAACAAGUAGCAGCCCGACGACCGCUUCAUCUACGGCAACGGCUUCAGCUUCCGCGUCGUCAACCUCAUCCACAGACUCCAGCCUCUCCAUCGGUGCGCAAGCGGGCAUUGGCAUUGGUGCCACAAUAGCCGGUCUAUCACUCGUCAGCCUCGGCGUACUCUGGUUCAUGCGACGACGACGCGCUUCCCGUUCCACCAGUCCCCAUGAUCCCAGCAGUCUGAUGGGAAGUACCCUCGCAUCGAGCAAGGCUCAAGUCUCAUAUCGGGACUACGAGGGUUUGGGCCAGAAACCAGACGGUUUGGAAGAGUGGCACCGACCAACGGAGCUGGACUCGUAUGAGGUCGGCGAGUUGGAUUCACACAGCCUUAGAGAACUCGAUGGCAACAAUCAUGAUGCGAGACCUUGA